CGAGCAGUCUCUGGACUCUGGGAACCGUUCUUGAGACAGAAAUGUAAUUACACUAUGGCACUUCUGAACAUUCGUUUCUGUAUCAAUUGAUUGCGAGCCCGCGGGGCUUCGCUCUCGAGUGGCUCAGAGGGAUGGCUUCUAUUUUCCGAACGGUUUCUUUCACGGCUUGCAGGACGGAUGCUUUGCUCAGUAGAAGGAUAUAUGCAAGUCGAAUAUCUAUUACAGGAGCUGCUGCUUUUCACACAGCUCUACAAUUGACCUCACGACAUACGCAGCGACCGUCUCAACAAAACCGGGCACACCCAUCACAGACAUCCUCGAGACCCAUCCACACCUCACAGCCUCUGCAAUCAAAUUCAAAGUUCUCCUACGGCAUAGCAGCCUCCUUCUCCGCAAAAGAUGAGCGCUACAACCCAGACGCAAACGUCUUCAACUUCAACCCCUACAAUCGGAUCCUCGCUCGUCGAAAAGACACACGGACACGCCCCCGCUCAGGCCAAGAUGCCUUCUUCAUCUCCCGAGUCAAUAAUACACCAGACGUUGCGUUUGGGAUCGCAGAUGGUGUAGGAGGGUGGGCAGAUUCUGGUGUGGACCCAGCAGACUUUGCUCAUGGAUUUUGCGAUUAUAUGGCGCAUGCGGCGUAUACAUAUAAAGCAGCAGAAUGGAAUGGUGGGAUGGGAGCUAGAGCCUUGAUGCAAAGGGGAUAUGAGGAUAUCUGUCGGGAUGACAAUGUGCUUGCUGGUGGGAGUACUGCCUGCGUUGGUAUUGCGAGAGGAGAUGGCGGAUUGGAGGUGGCGAAUCUGGGGGAUUCGGGGUAUGUGCAGUUGAGGUUGAAUGCGAUUCACAGUGCUUCGGAACCGCAGACUCAUGCGUUCAACACCCCGUACCAGUUGUCGAUUGUCCCGGAGAAGGUGCUGGCUCAAGCAGCAGCGUUUGGGGGCGGACAGCUCAGGGACUUCCCGAAGGAUGCGAAUGUUAGCCACCAUGAGUUGAGACAUGGGGAUGUGAUUGUCUUUGCUAGUGAUGGAGUCUGGGACAAUCUUUCAAGUCAGGAGAUCUUAAAGGUUGUGAGCAGGAUUAUGAUUGGUGUUGGGGCUUGGGAACAUACAGAGGAUGGGGUCAAUGUUGGGAGAAGCUUGAAUCAGUUUAUACUUGCUGAUGAUGGGAAGAGUGGCGCGGAGGAGAUACCCAGCUUGCAGAGCUUCUUGGCUGUGGGGAUUACGGGGGAGGCAAAGGCUGCGAGUGUGAAUACGAAGAAAGACGGCCCGUUUGCCAGGCAGGUACAGAAAUACUACCCGUAUGAGAACUGGAGGGGCGGGAAGAUGGAUGAUAUUUGCGUGGUUGUUGCUGUUGUAUGCGAGGAGGGGAAAUAAGACUUCAUGGAAAGUGAAGUAUAGGUUGUAGGAUAUUGCAUAUCUGCCAGGUAGCAGACUUUGUAUCACUAUCAUAUGCUAUAGAAUAGGAAGCUGCAAUAGUAACUCAAAUGGAGCGUGGAGCGACAUUGGCCGGAAGUCAGCUGCAGACUAGACAGUCAAAUGGGAGAGUGGUUGAUUCAGCUAGGCCUGCGUUUAGCAGUCUCCAGCCUACAAGUGUUGGAACCUCUAUUCAAGGCACUUUUCCUUCUACAAAUCGUUCAUGAGAUGCUCUUGCCUCAAAUGAGGUACCGACGGAGUGUGUACUAAUUAAGAAACCUCAUUUUGCCAUGCCG
This is a messenger RNA of Hyaloscypha bicolor E, 1708 nucleotides long. Its product is annotated as protein serine/threonine phosphatase 2C. Bases 132 to 1373 code for a protein of 413 amino acids. The transcript has a single exon. The record is from RefSeq and is a predicted model, not a curated record. NCBI's taxonomy places the organism in Eukaryota, Fungi, Ascomycota, Leotiomycetes, Helotiales, Hyaloscyphaceae.